AUGGAGCAGUCCAUCACCAUGCAAACAGGGAGCCUCCAAACAGAGAUGGAGCAAAGGCGCACCCAGAUUGCUGGCCCAGAAGACCCCGGUGACUGCACCAAGCAGCUCACGGAGAGCAUCACCAACAUACCGGAAGUCAAGUGUGCCUUCAAGAACCUGAUUGGCAAACUGGUCUCCUCAAAAGUAGAGGAUGGGGAACUGAAGCACUUGCUUCUCGGCAGCAGCAGCUGA
Podarcis lilfordi (Lilford's wall lizard) is the source of this 231-nucleotide messenger RNA. The record is from the annotation of a GenBank genome assembly. Lineage: Eukaryota; Metazoa; Chordata; Lepidosauria; Squamata; Lacertidae.